CUGCCCGAGCUCCCUCCCGACGCCCGGGCCCGUCUCCCCGACUACCCGCAGGAUGUGGGCGUGUUCGCGCAGCUGGUGGCCCGAGAUGCACUGCUGACAGAAGGGCUCCUGCAUUGGCACAGUGACCCUGGCUUGAAGGGUGUGUUCCUGGCACCGGGCCUGAGGUACGAUGAGCACACACAGGAGCUGGUGGUGUCGGAGGCCGGCAUCUACUAUGUGUUUUUGCACCUGGAACUGCAACGUGUGGUGGCCAGAGCUGGCUCUGGCUCCGUCUCCAUUGCCUUGCACCUGCAGCCGCUGGGCAGAGGGGCUGAAGCUCUGGCCCUGACCUUGGACCUGCCAUCUCCAUCCUCUGAAGCUCCGGACUCAGCAGCUGGUUUCCGGGGUGGCCUGCUGCACCUGCGCGCUGGCCAGCGCCUGGGUGUCCAUCUCAGGGCUGCGGCUGGGGUGCACCCCGCCUGGCAGCUUGCACAAGGUGCCACGGUCUUGGGCCUCUACCGAGUGGCCACCAAGGUCCCUGCUGGACAGCCUUCAUGAGGCAGGCGGGGUUGCCACCCCCUGCAGGGAGACUAAAUCCUGCCUUUCUUCUGUGGGGCCUCUGGUGAUGAGCCCUGGCUUCUCUACCUCACUGGGCAGGGCAGGGGUUCUGGCUGCUGACCCCCUCCUCAAGGACUCUCCUGGUCCCUCUAUCACUCCUGCCCCGAGUCAAACCCUUGGUAUUUAUUAUGAGCCUGAGCUCAGACAGUGGACUUUAUAUUUAUCUGUUUAACUUAUAUUUAUUGAGCGCCCAGGCCAGUACUGUGGAGCAGGGCUGAAGAAACAGACCAAAACAACCAACAGCAAGCAAAACAGACCUCAAAAAAUCCUUACUUAUGUUAAUAAGUGAGAAAUAAAGACUCACUCCGAGCCUCCCCCUUUGGGAUUUUGUGGGGUAGCUUUAGGGGGUCUGCAGAAUUUUUUGUUGUGUGAGUUUCAUUCAUGCAACUUGUCUUUUGGCCAUCUACUAUGUGUCAGGCACUGUUUUAGGUGUUGAGGACACAACAAUGAGCAAAACAGACCCAAACUCCAGCUUUUGCCAAGCUGACCUCUUAUAGGGUGGUUUGUCACUAUGACUGUGAUUGUCUGUGACCUGGUGUGCCUGGGCCAGGGGACAGUGUGAAUGGUGGAUGGUACUGGGUAAUAAAAUGUUUAUAAAUG
Messenger RNA from Myotis davidii, 1197 nucleotides. RefSeq names its product tumor necrosis factor superfamily member 9 (gene TNFSF9). Gene Ontology annotation, molecular function: tumor necrosis factor receptor binding. Gene Ontology annotation, cellular component: plasma membrane. The record is from RefSeq and is a predicted model, not a curated record. The transcript is spliced from 3 exons. NCBI's taxonomy places the organism in Eukaryota, Metazoa, Chordata, Mammalia, Chiroptera, Vespertilionidae. The annotation marks the transcript as partial. Gene Ontology annotation, biological process: immune response; positive regulation of activated T cell proliferation; positive regulation of cytotoxic T cell differentiation.